This is a messenger RNA of Zingiber officinale, 507 nucleotides long. RefSeq lists its product as uncharacterized. The transcript has a single exon. Lineage: Eukaryota; Viridiplantae; Streptophyta; Magnoliopsida; Zingiberales; Zingiberaceae. Bases 1 to 507 code for a protein of 168 amino acids. The record is from RefSeq and is a predicted model, not a curated record.
AUGGCACAGAGAACAAAUGCCCUCAAUCACAAUGGAGGCACUGUCAAGGUCGGCACAACUGGCACAAUCAGUUCCUUGAUGACUCGAGAGUUAGAAUCCAUCAAACGCCCAGACCAAACAUGCCCUCCCACACAGCGAAAACAACAAACAGCGCCUGUGUCCAUACCCUGUGUUGCUAAUCCGAGGAAAGCAUUGCAGAAAAGAAACCAAAUUAAUGAACAAGGAAGCAGCAGCAACUACAAUGGCGGCGGUAGAAAUACAGGGCACGCUAAUUGUGCAAGCAACAUCAAAGGUCACAAGCUUCGGCAUGCGCCACGAAAAAAUGGACACAAGAUUCCAAUGCUAGUAUCUGAUGGUAGUCCGAUGGACCAAACUCUGAACAAUUUUAAGGCAGAAAAGAAAGCACACUCUUACAUCGUGGAGGUUGUAGACCUAAAGUGCAGCAAUCCAAUGAGCACCCGGUUGAAGAAACUUGGCUUCUCCAAGCUCUCUGAAUCAAUAUCCUAG